AGACAUACUCAUCCCGCAUACAGCGAUCUGGAACAGACAUACUCAUCCCGCACACAGCGAUCUAGGACAGACAUACUCACAGCGCUGCCAAUAUUGAGAAAGGCUUAAAAAAAAGUCACGGUAUAAAAAACUGUAGAAUUCAAUAGGGAAGUGGAGGCAUAAUUGACUAAGCACUGUUGUAAAGCUAAGAGUUGAAGAACUUGGAGUUAAAAGAGGGCAAUUCAUUAUUAUCACCAAUUGGCAUAAAUGUUUUAUGAUGCCUAUACAAUGGAUCAAUGUCAACACAGGAGUCAGGAGAUGACCAAUAAUCAGUGAAACCAAAAGAGGACAUGGAUCUGUGUAUUCUGGGUUGCCGCAAAGACUUCUGCAUCCGCAGUGCAGUGCAGUAUAGUGCGUGUGUGCGUGCGUGCGUGUGUGUGUGUGUGUGUGUGUGUGUGUGUGUGUGUGUGUGUACGGUCGACGUCACUUCGCUACAGUCUGCGGAGAAGCCUGAGAGCAAGCGAGCAGUAGCUUACUUCCUCGAUCGACGGAAUCACAGACGAGAAACUGAAGGGAAGACACGAACAAGAAAACUCACGAAACAAGAAAUAAUCCACACGUUUGCAAGACGAGGUGGCCCAGUGACACAUCACCAUGGCGCCCUUCUUGCGGAUUGCCUUCAACUCCUACGACCUGGGUGUGCUGUCUCCACUGGCCCCUUCUGAUCCCCCCUUCUGUGCCAUCAAGAUGAAGGAGGCCCUCACCACCGAGCGUGGUAAGACCCUGGUUCAGAGGAAGCCCACCAUGUUCCCAGCCUGGAAGGCCAGCUUCGACGCCCACAUCUACGAGGGGCGUGUCCUGCAGGUGCUGCUGAUGAAGACUGCCGAGGAGCCAUUGGCUGAGGUCACAGUGGGCGUGUCCGUCCUCGCCGAGCGCUGCAAAAAGGGCAACGGCCGUGCUGAAUUUUGGGUGGACCUACAGCCCUCAGGGAAGGUGAUGAUGGCAGUGCAGUUCUUCUUGGAGGGAGCAACUGAUACAGAGGGCAAGCUGCCCACGAAGGAGGAGGAAGGGGGGCCCACCAUAAACCGCAGACGAGGAGCCAUCAAACAGGCCAAGAUCCACGAGGUCAAAUGUCACGAGUUCAUCGCCACCUUCUUCAGACAGCCCACCUUCUGCUCCGUCUGCAGAGAGUUUGUCUGGGGCCUCAACAAGCAAGGCUACAAGUGCAGACAAUGCAAUGCAGCCAUCCACAAGAAAUGCAUCGACAAGAUCAUUGGCAGGUGUACGGGCACGGCCGCCAACAGCCGGGACACUGUGUUCCAGAAGGAGCGCUUUAAGAUUGACAUGCCACACCGCUUCAAGAACCACAACUACAUGAGUCCUACCUUCUGUGACCACUGUGGCAGUCUGCUGUGGGGCCUGGUCAAACAGGGCCUCAAGUGUGAAGAUUGUGCCAUGAAUGUGCAUCAUAAGUGUCAGGAUAAAGUGGCCAACCUUUGUGGAAUCAACCAGAAACUACUAGCUGAAGCACUUACUCAAGUCAGCCAGAAAUCCUCCUCUCGGCGCUCAGACCCAACCCUACCUGACCCAGAUAUAGGGGUCUAUGAGGAAGUCAUUAGGAACUCCAUUGGUGGUCUGGAUGACGGCCCCUCCUAUGCCAGGCUGUGGGAGGGCUCAAGCCCUCACCCCCCAUCUCGCCUCACCCACCUGACACGCAUCAACGUAGACAACUUUGUUUUUCACAAGGUCCUGGGCAAGGGCAGCUUUGGCAAGGUCCUGCUGGCAGAGUUGAAAGGUCAGGGGGAGUGGUUUGCGGUGAAGGCUCUGAAGAAAGAUGUGGUUCUGAUGGAUGAUGAUGUGGAGUGUACCAUGGUGGAGAAGAGAGUCCUGGCCCUGGCCUGGGACAACCCCUUCCUCACACACCUCUACUCCACCUUCCAGUCCAAGGAACACUUGUUCUUUGUCAUGGAGUAUCUGAAUGGAGGAGACCUGAUGUUCCAUAUUCAGGAGAAGGGACGCUUUGACCUCUACAGGGCAACGUUCUACUCUGCUGAGAUCAUCUGUGGCCUUCAGUUUCUGCACUCCAAAGGGAUAAUUUACAGAGACCUGAAGUUGGACAAUGUGAUGUUGGAUCAUAGUGGUCACGUAAAGAUAGCAGACUUUGGCAUGUGUAAGGAGAACGUGUUUGGGGAGAACCAGGCUACAACCUUCUGUGGGACUCCUGACUACAUCGCUCCAGAGAUCCUGCUGGGUCAGAAGUACUCCUUCUCUGUGGACUGGUGGUCGUUUGGAGUGCUGCUAUACGAGAUGCUGAUUGGCCAGUCCCCCUUCCAUGGUGAUGAUGAGGACGAGCUGUUUGAGUCUAUCCGUACAGACACGCCCCACUACCCUCGCUGGAUCACCAAGGAGGCCAAGGACCUGAUGGAGAGGCUGUUUGAGAGAGACUCCACUCGCAGGCUAGGCAUCGUGGGUAACAUCCGUGUUCACCCCUUCUUCAAAACCAUCAGCUGGUCUGCCCUCGAGAAAAGGGAGGUGGAACCCCCCUUCAGACCCAAAGUGAAAGCCCCAAAUGACUGCAGCAACUUUGACAGGGAGUUCCUCAGUGAGAAGCCCCGCCUCUCCCAUGGUGACAAGAACUUCAUGGAUUCCAUGGACCAAUCAGCUUUCGCCGGCUUCUCCUUCAUCAACCCAGAGAUGGAGCACCUCUUGGAAAAGUGACGGAGGGGUCUCUCAGCCAAUCCCCAUGCUCUUAGUUCUCAGUGACAUCACUGGGGUCAUAGGGGAAAGGUGAAGCCAGGAUUACAUUACUACUGUUUUAGGGUCACUUUGUCAAGGUGUCCUCAUUCAUGUGAUCAAACCUUCAACUUGAGUGAGCUGUUCUACGUUCAGUAUUUGUGACUGUAAUAGAAACACAAGUUUCCUCUUCGGGUACUUACUUAGUGAAAUGAUAAGAGUUAAACUUAAACAGGAAUUGGCCUCUGUUGUACAGAUAGGUGUUAUUGUGUGCAUGCUAGAGUGUCCAGGUGUACUAGGGGCCUUAUAUUUUAAUGGUCGUGUGUGUGUGUGUGUGUGUGUGUGUGUGUGUGUGUGUGUGUGUGUGUGUGUGGUGUGUGUGUGUGUGUGUGAGGAAAUGGAAAUGUCAAUGCAGAGGGUUUUGUGUGAAUGAGCUGUUUGCAUGCAUAAAGACCUCAUACCAACACCAACCACCUCUCAAUCUCAACAACCUCUGAAUGUGUGUCACGUACUCUUGAAAGAUUAACUGAAUCAAAGUUCAGUUUGUCACUGCAUGGGGAGCCCUUGCAUCUACUAGACAAGUACGAGGGAGUUGUGGUCUGUGUUUGCCAUAACAAGACCAAGUUCAGACUGAGCAACUACAGGUAUCCCUGCCAUUCCAUGUAGCAUCAUCUGGGACAGGGACAGAUUUGGUGUAAGUGAAUAAGUGCUUAUCGUGUAUGAUGCUAUAUGAAUGUCUUUAUUUGAGUGGUACUUAGUGAGAUUCUGUAUAUAGAUCUAUAUGUAUAUUGUUGUUGCGUAUAUUAUUGGUGCGCUAAGGAUUAGCUUUUUUUACUGUCUCCAUUUUACAUCUUAAUAAAAAAUCAUCAACUCCCAGUG
Messenger RNA from Oncorhynchus kisutch (coho salmon), 3591 nucleotides. Its product is annotated as protein kinase C delta type. The record is from RefSeq and is a predicted model, not a curated record. The transcript is spliced from 18 exons. Gene Ontology annotation, molecular function: ATP binding; diacylglycerol-dependent serine/threonine kinase activity. The coding region runs from base 634 to 2697 and encodes 687 amino acids. Gene Ontology annotation, biological process: protein phosphorylation. Lineage: Eukaryota; Metazoa; Chordata; Actinopteri; Salmoniformes; Salmonidae.